AUGCGCCGGAUACGGCAAGCUCUUUCAAGAAUGGGCGGCAAAAGCAGCAAGCCGUCCUCGCAGACGGUGCCGGAGAAGUCGCAGCGGGUGCAGCAGCUCCGCGACGGCUUGGGCCCGCACCAGCAGCACCUCAACGGCGGGAUGAACGGCACGGCGAACGGCAGCACGGCGAUGCUGUCCCGCAGCGCGACCACGACGCGGCGGUCGCUGGCGAUGGACCUGGAGCCGGACGGACCGGGGGUGAUGAUCAUGCACGACGGCAGCCGCGAGGGCGGGCGCGGGCUCAGCACGGCAAACACCAACACGACGGGCAACAGCAUGGCCAGCAGCGGGUCGGGCGAGAACAAGGACAAGGGCAUCGACAUCGUGCUGGUGCACGGGUUCGGCGGAGGCCGCACGCGCAGCUGGACGCAGGACGGGGUCUGCUGGCCCCGCGACCUGCUGCCGCGGGAGCUGCCGGCCAACACGAGGGUCAUCAGCUGGGGGUGGCGGGUGCCGGAGAACGUGGCGGUGGUGGGCGAGGCCGGCGGCUACGGGCAGCUGUGCGACAUGGUCAGCGACCAGCUGUCGAUGGACCUGGCGCGGGUGGACGGCGAGGCGGAGCGCGACCUCAUCUUCAUCGCGCACGGCAUCGGCGGGCUCAUCGUCAAGGACGCGCUGUCCACCACGGCCGUGUCGCAGGUGUUUGGCAAGCGGAGCGAGCUGGGCAGCAUCUACCCGCGCACCGUCGGCGUCAUCUUCCUGGGCACGCCGCAAAAGGGCCACGGCCGCCAGACGCUGGCCCAGUGCGCCGCCAUCGCGGCCAGGCUGGACUCGGCGGGCGGUGCCGGCGGCGCCGGCGGCGGGCAUAUGGACGACGCCUUCUUCCGCAUCAUGGCCGACAGCAACGACGCGCUCGAGACGCACAGGGGCGAGUUUGCCCUCAUCUCGCGCGACCUGCCCGUCGUGUGCGUGCGGGAGCAGCUGACCACGGCCGUGAGGGGCGUCGACAUGCUGCCCAAGAACUGCGCCUCCUACGAGGGCCUCAACGUCACCACCGACGACAUCUUCAGGGACCACAACGGCCUGGCCAAGUACAGCGACAGACAGGACCCUGGAUACUUUCAGCUGGUGGGACACAUCAGCAAGCUGACGAGGCGGACGAGGUUCCAGGACACCGAGGCUGGCAUGAUUAGGAGCAAGGAAAUCCUCGACGCUCUCCACUACGACAUGCGUGAAAACGAAAACAAGGCCAACGAGGAGCUCAAGCAAACUUCGGCCUGGAUCCUUUCGGCCAAGGACACGCAGGGCAGCGGAGCAGGCGACAACGUGCCCAACGCCUUCAACAACUGGCUCGAGGACCCCAACCAGUCCAUCUUCUGGAUCAGCGGCAACCCGGGAUCGGGCAAGACGACGCUGAUGCGACACGCGUUCCACGACCCGUCGACGCGUGAAAAGCUCCAACGCUGGGCGUCGAGCGCCAUCGAGGGCGAGACCAACGUCCGGCGGCGGGACAAGCCGGAGCUCCUCAUGGCGGCCGUGUUCCUGUUCGAGGCGGGCAGCUACGUGCAAAAAUCCCGAGAGGGCAUCCUCAGGGGCAUGCUGUACCAGAUCCUGACGCAGAAGCCCGAGUUCAUCCCCGUGUGCUUCCCGUCCUUCAUGCAGGGCCCCUGGCCGCCGCGGGUGCCCUUCAACACCACGGUCAACCUGUCGCAGGCCUUCUACCAGCUGUUUGCGCGCAUGUCCAAGACGCUGAGGCUGUGCAUGUUUAUCGACGGCCUGGACGAGUACCGCCUGGCCGAGGGUGCGCAGGACCAGCAGGACGACCCCAAUAACCAGCAGCCGCAGCAGCACCAGCAGAACGGCAAAAAGGUCCACAAGAGGAGCAGCCGCUACUCGGUCGACGAGCUGGCAAACGACACGUCGACCCUGGCCGUCAGCGAGUACGGCAGCGUCAGCGAGCAGGCCACCAGCGUCGACGAGCGCGGCGACGUCCUGGGCAACGCGGCCUGGAUCGCCGACUCGCACAGCGAGAUCGCGCGGCUGAUCAUGGACCUGAGCAACCAGGACCACGUCAAGCUGUGCGUGGCCAGCCGGGAGCUGCCGCCGUUCGAGGAGGCCUUUGCCGGGGUGCCGCGGCUGCGCGUGCACACGCAGACCGAGAAGCUCAUCUCGCAGUACUGCGCCGACCGGCUGGACAAGGUGGCGCCGGGACUGUCGCAGGGCCAGCGGCCGCUCUGCGACGAGGUGGCGCGCAAGUCCAGGGGCGACAUACUCUGGGCCAGGCUGGCCAUCGACAUGCUGAUGGAGGGCAGCCUGCGCAAGCUCAUGGCCACGCUCGAGUCGCUGCCCUCGCAGCUCGGCGGGCCCAACGGCCUGUACAUGCGCAUCAUCCAGGCGCUGGACAGGGACGAGCAGCGCGAGGCGGCGCGCAUCUUCCACCUCAUCCUGCGCGCCGUCGACCCCCCCAACCUCAUCAUGCUGGCCUUUGCCGACGAGGGCUUCAUGGCCGGCCCGGAGCUGCAGGCCAAGGACCCGGGCGUGGGCCGGCUCAUCGUCGACCACGACCGCGCCCACCCCUACACGCGCGCCGACAUGGCCGCCAUCACGUCGCGCAUGCAGUCGCGCCUGACCACGUCGUGCGCCGACCUGCUCGAGACCACCGACAAGGGCAACCGCGUCGUCUUCAUGCACCUGACCGCCAAGGAGUUCGUGCUGCGGUCCAGCGUCUGGAAGAAGGUCAAGGCCCCGGUGCCUUCGUCGGUCGACCUCGACGUCUCGCUCAUGUCGGGCACCAUCCGCUACCUCAAGUGCUUCUCGACCCUGCGCCUCGUCGUCACGAACCGGCCCCGCCUGCAGUUCACCCCGGAGGCCUGGCUGCUCGUGUCGCACGUGCUCCGCUACGCCGCCCGCGUCGACGAGCGCCUCGUCGCCGCCGGGGACCCGGACUGCUCGCGCGAGACCUACGUCGCCCUGCUCGACGAGCUGGACCGCACCUUCCAGGAGGCCUGGCAGACCGCCGUCAAGGAGCACGUCCCCGCCCGCGACGACGUCGGCUGGUACCGGGACCGCUACCGCCCGCUCAUGGCCUCGCACUGGUCCGACUACGAGCCCAUGGAGCUGGGGCCCAGCCCGCGCCGCGCCGGCUUCCUGUCCCUCGCCCUGCAGGCCAACCUGCUGGGCUACGUCUCCUACAAGCUCUCGCUCGUCGCCGACGACAAGGCCCGCGCCUCGCUCGCCAUGGACCUGCUCGAGUACGCCGUCAGCCCCGAGGGUGACUCGCGCACCGUCGACGGCGGGCCCAGCGUCAGCGCCUCGGGCGCCGUCACCGGAACCUACCGCGACUUCCACCACGACAUGCCCGACGGCCGCUUCGUGCCGCUGCUGCUGGAGGCCGCCGGCGGUCCCCCGAGCGCCGAGGGAGCCGACGCCGCCGCCGCCGCCGCCGCCGCCGAGGGGGGAGACGGCGAGGGCCAAGACGGCAGCGGUGGCGGCGGCGGCGGCGACGAUGCCGUCUCCACCGCGCCGACCGAGGUGGUCGAGUCGGCGGACCUCGAGGCGCAGAGGCGUCUCGUGUGGACGCAGGCGCUCAAGGCCGGGCGGCAGUUCUUCCACCACCGCGGCUCUUCGUCGGUCCUCAAUAUGACGCCCGAGUCCACCACGACCCUGGCCCGGAACAGGGGCCGCUGGGUCGCCGCCAUCAAGGCCCUGCUGUCCACCGGCUGGGCCGACCCGCACAUCCAGAUCCCCGCCUUUGGCAUCGGCGGCGGCAUGGACGACGCCGGCAUGGGCGUCGGCGGCGAGCUCAAGACCGCCGCCGAGGUCAUCAAGGACACCCUCGAGGGCGAGGUCGAGUUCCAGCGCGAGCUCAUCAUGAUCGAGGCCUUGAUCGUCAAGGUGUCGCAGGCCCAGAGCCACAGGACCCCGGGGAGGGCGCUGUGA
This is a messenger RNA of Pyricularia pennisetigena, 3921 nucleotides long. RefSeq lists its product as uncharacterized. The record is from RefSeq and is a predicted model, not a curated record. The coding region runs from base 1 to 3921 and encodes 1306 amino acids. NCBI's taxonomy places the organism in Eukaryota, Fungi, Ascomycota, Sordariomycetes, Magnaporthales, Pyriculariaceae. The transcript is spliced from 2 exons.